AUGCUGCUCUCCUGCCCUGGCAGCGAUCGCGGCUUUGGCUUGCCUUCCCCGCGCCCUGGCACGUUCUCCUCGCCUUGCCUUUUGCUCGGGAGGGAACAAGGGAUAGAAAGUUUCUGCCGCACGCUUUCUUUGCGUGCUGUUACCCGGGGUGGGGGCUUUACCCCCUCUGCCGGCCCCGGGUGGGAGGGGGGCUACGCGCAUCCCCGGCCGCUCCGCAGGUGCACACGGGCACAGGUGUCCGCGCCGGCCGCCCCACAGCUCGGAGGAGCUCCCGGCAAAGGCACGGGCAUUCCGGCCCGGCCGCCCCGGCCCCCGUGCCUGCCCCGCUCGCUGCGGGCAGCGAGCCCCGCCUGGGCAGCAGCGAGCCCCCGCCGCCACCCCUGCGUGUCCGUGUGGACAACAUGGACGCUGCCCCUCCGCACCCGGAUCUGGCACCUCGCACAGCACCUUCCCGCUGCGGUUCCCGCUGCCUGGGUCGCCUCUGCUUCCCGCCGGCUCCUGCAGGCGAGCACCGCUGCCUCUGAGGCAAAGGGACUUUUCCCAGGCUUUGCCGUGCGUGUGCAGCGGCGCGGGCAGAAGGCGCUCCCGCUGCUCUGCGCUGCUGCAUGCCGGGCACGCCGGGCUGCACCGGCCGGCGCUCGCCCGCUCCCGAAGAUCUGCUCCCAAGUACGGGCCGGGGAAGGAGCCCCGCUGGCUCUCAAAGGCGGCCCCCGGGCAGCCUCCGGUGCCCGCACCCUCAUCGCUGCCCCGGAGGGUGCCUCUCUGCGGGGACACGCGUGUCAGCCUGCGCACCCUUCUUGGAGCAGAGAGGAGCGGGGCUACCCGAGACCUGAGCGGCAGGUUGGCCCACCUCAGGUAGCGCUUACCACAGCUCAUGGUGCGAAAGGGCAAGGAUGCAGCAGCUCUCACCCCAGCAUUUCAGGAGAGAAAUUGCAGUUGUGGGUUUCCAUUAAAUUUGCAAGGAGCGAGGACAGUGUUGACAGAGCAAAGUGA
Molecule: messenger RNA, 993 nt
Organism: Poecile atricapillus (Black-capped chickadee)
Lineage: Eukaryota; Metazoa; Chordata; Aves; Passeriformes; Paridae
Exons: 4
Coding region: 1-993 (330 amino acids)
Source: RefSeq, a predicted model, not a curated record